AUGGCGUUCCGUUUCACGUCCUUGCUCGCGUUCGGUUGUUUGCUGCUGGCGGCCAGUGCUCCAGUUAAUGGAGCUGCCAUCGACAAUGCGGUCACCCCACGAAUUCACAGCUCCGAUGAACUCAUUUCGACGAUUGUGGAUAAGUGUUUCCAUGCCAAUGCCAUGCAUUGCCUGAAGGAGAAGGUGCUCACCUAUUUGGACACAGUCGCCAAUGUGGAGGAGGAUGUCAGUGGUCGCGCCUUUGAUGACGAUGUCAUCGAUAAAGUCAUUUUCGACCGUGUGGCACGCAUUCUGCGCACCAAUGAAGUGCGUGUUCAACUGCCCGAGACUUUCUUCUCAAGCUCUGUGGUGACCUACCGUUCGGAUCGUGGCUUCGACUUGGAGUUGCCUCAAGCUGAAGGCCGUGCCGAGAAGAAGAACAAGGACAAGCUCUUCCUACCUCUGCUGCUGCUCAUGAAACUCAAGCUGAAGGUUGUUAUGCCCAUCCUGCUGGCUCUGGUGUCACUUAAGGCUACCAAGGCUUUGAUUUUGUCAAAGAUCGCCAUCAAACUGGUCCUUGGCUUCCUCAUCUACAAUUUGAUUCAGAAACUCGGCGGCAUGAAGAUGACCAUGGCUCCCAUGCCACCACCAGUGCCAGCCACUGAAUACGGCGUACCCAGCACCACAGCCUCUUCGUACGAUCCCAGCAGCUGGGAACCCAUGAGCGGUGGUCCAUAUGCGCGUUGGGACUCACAGAACCUGGCCUAUAGCUCUUAUCAUCCAAGCAGCUCGUCCUCGUACUCGUCGGGCUCCUCAGGCUCCUCCAGCCAUAGCUCGUCAUCAUAA
Molecule: messenger RNA, 825 nt
Organism: Scaptodrosophila lebanonensis
Lineage: Eukaryota; Metazoa; Arthropoda; Insecta; Diptera; Drosophilidae
Gene: Osi20
Exons: 2
Coding region: 1-825 (274 amino acids)
Source: RefSeq, a predicted model, not a curated record